This is a messenger RNA of Tetrahymena thermophila SB210, 2103 nucleotides long. RefSeq lists its product as hypothetical. The record is from RefSeq and is a predicted model, not a curated record. NCBI's taxonomy places the organism in Eukaryota, Ciliophora, Oligohymenophorea, Hymenostomatida, Tetrahymenidae. The transcript has a single exon.
AUGGAUAGAUCGGAUAGGGUAGAUUAUUAAUUUUAUGGAUUUCAUCCAUAUGAUAAGCAAGAUAGCAAAGAAGAGUUUAUUUAGUAUUUCAAUUCGCGUUGUGAAUGGAUUAUGAAUUAAAAUAGUGAUGAACUGAAAAAUUAAUUUAUUCAGCUUGAAGAAUAUUUAAGUUUCAUCAAUAGUUACAAUCAGACAAAAAAAGUAAUGAAAAAGGAAUUAAAUAAAAUUGAAAAAAUUUAAGUUAAACCUUAAAAAGUUAAUGAGGAUCUAUCAUAAUAAGAGAAAAAUGAUAGUAAAGAAAGUUCAAGAUAUGAAGAAGUAUACUAGUAUUAUGAAGUAAUUGAAGAAUAUUUGAAGCAAGAAAAGCAGGAAGUUAUAAUAGAAAAACAUAAAUAAAAUGAAGAAUUGGAAUAAAAGGACUUAAUUAAAAGAAAAAUUAAAAAUCUCAAAGAAACCGCUUUUAAAAAGGCUUGGUAGAUUCUUUACUUCAACCCAUUAUCUGUUUCUGCAAAAUAGUGUUUCAUUCAUCUUUAAUUGCACUAGUAUUAUUUGGAGUGGCUUGAGUUUGUUUUUAAAGAAAUAAAGAAAUCUGGUGAAAUAAAUGAGUGUACUAUAUACAUGAAUGACUUAAAUUUGUAAGAUCAUAUAGUUUAAAAUAUAAGCGAUCAUUUAUUUGAUGAGAUAAAUGGAUGCGAUAGUUUAAUAGUAUAUAAGCUAAUUCUCAAAAAUAAUAAAUUAAAUCAUAUAAAUAAUCUUCUUCGUUUGUUUCCCCCAAAAUUUACUCAUUUAACACUUGAGUUGUAAAAUAACUAGCUCCUUGAUUGUUCUUUCGCUUAAUUCUUAAUUUUUGGGAAUAUCUAAAUUCUAACUCUCUACAUUGAUAAUAAUCCUACAUUAACGGCAAAAUGCUUGACCAAUUUGGCAAAUAACAUACACAAAAAUUUAGAAGUAGAACUUUUCAUCUGUGAAACUCUUUAUCAGAAUGAUGCAAUCAUAGAUUUUGUUGGUAAAUGCCAUUCGCUAAAAAUAAAUGAUAAGUAGCUUAUUUACAAUAACUCGUUUCUACUUGAAAUCUAAUUAGAAAAUGUGAACGAAAGCUAAUUCCAAAAACUAAUGGCUAUAAUUGUUAAUAACAUAAAUUUUGAUUAGCAAAGCCAGCAACACCCAGUUAGUAUGCAAGAUAAGUUAUUUACUUUUUCGAGUAGAUAAAACUUCACAAGUAAAAAUCAAAAAAGUACAUAAUUGAUCAACUUAGAAGAAGAUAACAAGGAUAGACGAAACUAGUAAGGUAGCUAGCCAUAGUCCUCUAGCCAUGUAGGUUAAACCAAGAAUAAGUCUUAAAUAGACUUAGAAACGAAUAAAAAAGAUAUUCAAAGUAAUGAAAUUUUAGAAAAAGGGAAACCUGUUUCUAAUGAAGAAUAAAAAGAGGAUGAUGAAGAAGAAGAUGAUUUAGAGUUGACAGAGAAAAAAGAUAUCAUUCUACAAAUAAAUGGCAUAAAAAUCCUUGAUACUUCAGAAGAUUCUCAAUUAAUAAUGAACUUGAGUUAAUUUGAAAUGAGCAUAUUUGAUGAUAGAAAUCUCUAUUAAAUGAUAAGUUAGCUCCCUAAGAUACCUACAAACCUCUAAGUAAAAAACUAUAAUGACAUGCAAAAAAAAGAUAAGUAAAUAAUAAAAUUAAUUCUAUCAAGAAGAGAAAACAUUAUUACAAUUAAUGAAAAAACAUACGAUAUGAAGACUUUUGUUAUAAAUCUUUCUCAUUUUACUGAGGUUGAGCAUGAGUUGGUCUUCUUGAUUUAAAAUCUUUAGCAAAAUACCUCUAUUGAAAAUUUGGAAGUUUAAAUCACCUCCUCUUCAGAUAAUGCAGACAUUAUUCUCAACAAUCUGAUCAAAUAUUAUGACAGCUUAGAAUCUCCUAAACUCAAAGAACUAAAAAUAUCUACCGAUAUUACCUAAGAUUUGUUUUUGAUUUAAAACUUAAACAGAAAAUAUACACUUGCUGUAAAUUCAUAAUUGCCAUUAUAUAGAAAGCUCUCUGAUAAUAUUAUUAGAGUAGACAGCGUGGCUUAUCAAUAAGGAUAAAGUAAAUAAUUUAAUUUACAAUGA